This is a messenger RNA of Mizuhopecten yessoensis (Yesso scallop), 639 nucleotides long. Its product is annotated as U1 small nuclear ribonucleoprotein 70 kDa-like. Lineage: Eukaryota; Metazoa; Mollusca; Bivalvia; Pectinida; Pectinidae. The transcript is spliced from 2 exons. Bases 1 to 639 code for a protein of 212 amino acids. The record is from RefSeq and is a predicted model, not a curated record.
AUGUUAGGUUUAGGUGGUGGAAGAAAGCCGAAGCACUCGGAGAAUAACCACCGGCCUGCAGCCAGUACCUGGCCCGGAGGUGACCAAAUAAAGAAACAGAAGACAGUCGGAGGUGACCGAAUAGAGAAACAGAAGACAGCCAGAGGUGACCAAAUAGAGAAACAGAAGACAGCCGGAGGUGACCGAAUAGAGAAACAGAAGACAGCCAGAGGUGACCAAAUAGAGAAACAGAAGACAGCCAGAGGUGACCAAAUAGAGAAACAGAAGACAGCCAGAGGUGACCAAAUAGAGAAACAGAAGACAGCCAGAGGUGACCAAAUAGAGAAACAGAAGACAGCCAGAGGUGACCAAAUAGAGAAACAGAAGACAGCCAGAGGUGACCAAAUAGAGAAAAAGAAGACAGCCAGAGGUGACCGAAUAGAGAAACAGAAGACAGCCAGAGGUGACCAAAUAGAGAAACAGAAGACAGCCAGAGGUGACCGAAUAGAGAAACAGAAGACAGCCAGAGGUGACCAAAUAGAGAAACAGAAGACAGCCAGAGGUGACCAAAUAGAGAAACAGAAGACAGCCAGAGGUGACCGAAUAGAGAAACAGAAGACAGCCAGAGGUGACCGAAUAGAGAAACAGAAGACACAAUGA